Molecule: messenger RNA, 2464 nt
Organism: Hibiscus syriacus
Lineage: Eukaryota; Viridiplantae; Streptophyta; Magnoliopsida; Malvales; Malvaceae
Product: protein PAF1 homolog
Exons: 12
Coding region: 291-2354 (687 amino acids)
Biological process (GO): transcription elongation by RNA polymerase II
Cellular component (GO): Cdc73/Paf1 complex
Molecular function (GO): RNA polymerase II complex binding; chromatin binding
Source: RefSeq, a predicted model, not a curated record
UUAGCUACUUCAUCUGAAUUUUGAAAAUUAGGAAUUUAGGAUUUCAAGGUUUGGGAAUUUAUUCCUGUAGUUUUUUUUUUCUUGAAACAAAUAGGAAAUUUCAAAUUCGUGUGGCUACCCAAUUCAAAGGUUUUCCAAUUUGGAUCAAUUACUGCAAGAAAACUCAGAGAACCCAUAAUUCAAAAUCUCUUCUUUCAUCUAUUACUGUCCUUUUCUUCGGGUUUCUUAUUGAUUUGUCUCUGAGUUUGAUAUUGUAAUCAAGGGAAUAUAUAUAAUAUAAAAGAAAAACAAUGGCCUCUUAUAGGCCAUUUCCUCCACAAUCCUUUCCUCAUCCACCACCACCACCAGCGCCAGCACCAAAUCAAAACCCUCUUCCACCCCAACAACAUUAUGAUCAAAAUUACAGUCAAAUGAAUCUGAAAUCGAAUUACCAUUACCCUCCUUCAAGACCGCCACCACAACAGCAGCAGCCACUGCCACCACCUCCGCCUCCACAGAAGCAGUAUACAUAUCCCCCUCCGCCUCCUCCACCUCCAGAUUCUUCCUAUCCACCUCCCCCACCCCCUUCUUUGCCUCAAAAUACCUUCAACUCACAGCCACCGAUGUAUUAUCCACCUUCACAGUACUCUUCACAGUAUAGCAAUCCAGCAAUGCAGCCACCUCCUCCGCCACCUCCCCCAAGUUCUCCAGGUUCUUCAAUCCCUCCACCACCUCCUCCAAGUUCUCCUCCACUACCUCCUCCAAGUUCUCCUCCACUACAGCCUCCUCCCAAGGAGAGUGCUGGGGACAAGAGGUUAAGUGAGCGCAGUAAAGGGGGGAAUAGGGAUUAUUCGGGUUCUGGUAGGCGUGAACAUGGUCAUUCUGAUAACGGGAUUGGAAGUAGAGAGCACAAGCCAACUUUGCCUCCUUCAAAGAAGCCAAAUGCACCUGCACGAAGGGUGGAGACGGAGGAAGAAAGAAGGUUGGGGAAGAAGAGGGAGUUUGAGAAGCAAAGGCAAGAGGAGAAACAUAGACAGCAGGUGAAGGAGUCCCAGAAGGCCCAAAUGAUAUCUUCCGCCAAAGGGCAUUGUUCGAUGAUAGGCUCACGGAUGGGAGAUAGGAGAGCUACACCGUUUUUGAGCGGUGAGAGGAUUGAGAAUAGAUUAAAGAAGCCAACUACGUUCUUAUGCAAGUUGAAAUUCCGAAACGAACUUCCUGAUCCAAGUGCACAGCCUAAACUUAUGGCCGUGAAGAAUGAUAAAGAUAGGUUUACAAAGUACACUAUCACUUCUCUGGAGAAAAUGUACAAGCCCAAGCUUUUUGUUGAGCCAGAUCUUGGGAUACCACUUGAUUUGCUUGACCUCAGUGUAUACAAUCCUCCUAGUAUUAGGCCACCUCUUGCCCCAGAAGAUGAGGAACUCUUGCAUGAUGAUGUAACUUUAACCCCUGUUAAGAAAGAUGGCAUAAGACGAAAAGAAAGACCCACUGACAAAGGUGUUUCUUGGCUUGUUAAAACACAGUACAUUUCAUCACUUAGUGUGGAAUCAACUAAACAGUCCUUGACUGAAAAGCAAGCUAAAGAACUUCGAGAACUUAAGGGAGGCCGCAAUCUUUUGGAGAACCUUAACAAUAGGGAAAGACAAAUAAAAGAAAUUGAGGCAUCAUUCGAGGCAUCCAAGUUACGUCCUGUUCAUGCAACCAAUAAAAACUUAGAGCCCGUUGAAGUUAUGCCUCUCUUACCUGAUUUUGAUAGGUAUGAUGAUCAGUUCGUUAUGGUGGCAUUUGAUGGUGCUCCUACAGCUGACUCAGAAAUCUUCAGCAAGUUGCAUGGCUCUGUUCGUGAUGAGCAUGAAUCAAGGGCCAUUAUGAAAAGUUAUGUGGCACCAAGCUCAGAUCUGGCAAAUCCCGAGAAAUUUUUGGCAUACAUGGUGCCUUCCGUUGGUGAGCUAUCAAAGGACAUGUAUGAUGAGGACGAAGAUAUGUCAUAUUCUUGGGUUCGCGAAUACCAUUGGGAUGUACGGGGUGAUGAUGCAAAUGACCCAACAACAUUCCUUGUUUCAUUCGAUGAGGGAGAAGCUCGCUAUGUGCCUCUUCCGACAAAGCUUAAUUUAAGAAAAAAAAGGGCCAGAGAAGGAAGAUCUGGCGAUGAGAUUGAACAUUUUCCAAUACCUUCUAGAAUUACUGCAAGGAGGAGAUCAACAGUUGCUGCAAUAGAACUGAAAGAGCCAGAGGUUUAUUCCAACAUGAGGGAUGGUAUUUCAAGCUUGAAGCUAGGAAGGUUGGAUGCCGAAGAUGGGCUUGGAAGACCUCGGAAGCUUUCACGACAUCAAGACAUCGAUCAGUACAGUGGAGGUGAAGAUGACUUUUCUGAGUGAUUCAUAAAAUGAACGGUGGAAGCUAUUUAGAACAUUUUUGAUGAGUUAUUUGUGUAAGUCAAACCAAAUAAAUCAAAGAUUGGCCCAUUGUAUUCCUAACAUAUAUAUUU